Odocoileus virginianus texanus is the source of this 1404-nucleotide messenger RNA. RefSeq names its product nyctalopin (gene NYX). The record is from RefSeq and is a predicted model, not a curated record. Gene Ontology annotation, molecular function: protein binding. Gene Ontology annotation, cellular component: extracellular matrix. NCBI's taxonomy places the organism in Eukaryota, Metazoa, Chordata, Mammalia, Artiodactyla, Cervidae.
AUGGUGCUCGGCCUGCCCAGCGCCCGGGCCGCCGAGGACACCUGCGUGAACGCCUGCCCGGCCGCCUGCGUCUGCAGCAGCGUGGAGCGCCGCUGCUCCGUGCGCUGCGACCGCGCGGGCCUCCUGCGGGUGCCGGCCGAGUUCCCGUGCGAAGCGGCCUCCAUUGACCUGGACCGCAACGGCCUGCGCUUCCUGGGCGAGCGGGCCUUUGGCACGCUGCCGUCGCUGCGCCGCCUGUCGCUGCGUCACAACAACCUGUCCUUCAUCACGCCCGGCGCCUUCAAGGGCCUGCCGCGCCUGGCCGAGCUGAGCCUGGCGCACAACGGCGACCUGCGCUACCUGCACGCGCGCACCUUCACCGCUCUCGGCCGCCUGCGCCGCCUCGACCUGACAGUCUGCCGCCUCUUCAGCGUGCCCGAGCGCCUUCUGGCCGAGCUGCCCGCCCUGCGCGAGCUCGCCGCCUUCGACAACCUGUUCCGCCGCGUGCCCGGCGCGCUGCGCGGCCUGGCCAACCUGACGCAUGCGCACCUGGAGCGCAGCCGCAUCGAGGCCGUGGCCUCCAGCUCGCUGCUGGGCCUGCGCCGCCUGCGCUCGCUCAGCCUGCAGGGCAACCGCGUGCGCGCCGUGCACGGCGGCGCCUUCCGCGACUGUGGCGCCCUGGAGCACCUGCUGCUCAACGACAACCUGCUGGCCGUGCUGCCGGCCGAUGCCUUCGUCGGCCUCCACCGCCUGCGCACGCUCAACCUGGGCGGCAACGCGCUGGGCCGCGUGGUGCGCGCUUGGUUCGCCGAGCUGGCCGAGCUCGAGCUGCUCUACCUGGACCGCAACCGCAUCGCCUUCGUGGAGGAGGGCGCCUUCCAGAACCUCUCGGGCCUCCUGGCCCUGCAUCUCAACGGCAACCAACUCACCGUGCUUGCCUGGGCCGCCUUCCAGCCCGGCUUCUUCCUGGGCCGCCUCUUCCUCUUCCGCAACCCGUGGCGCUGCGACUGCCGCCUGGAGUGGCUGCGGGACUGGAUGGAGAGCUUCGGGCGCACCGCCGACGUGCCCUGCGCCUCCCCGGGCUCCGUGGCUGGCCUCGACCUCCGCCAGGUGGUCUUCGGGCGCUCCUCGGCAGGCUUCUGUGUGGACCCCGACGAGCUGAACCUCACGGCUUCCAGUCCCAGCCCAUCCCUAGAGCCGGCGGCCACCACAGUGAGCAGGUUCAGCAGCCUCCUCUCCAAGCUGUUGGCCCCGAGGGCCCCGGUGGUGGAGGCGGCCAAUACUACCAAGGACGGGCCGGUCAACACCUCGCUGUCCGACAGCCUUCCCUCCCUCGGGGUAGGCGGCUCGGGCCACAAGACCCCGUUUGUCGUGGGCUCUGGUCUCCUGCUCAGCGUGGCCCAGCACGUGCUGUUUGUCCUCUAG